AAAAGGACUGAAAGGAAAAAAAGUGCCGCACGGACCAAUAUGUUACGGGAGUAAAAAAAAUAUAUUUCUUAUUUUUUUCCUCUCUUUAUCUAUUCUUUUUUCUUUUUAUUUAAUGAAAUCACAUGAGUUAUACUCCACCCCAUUCACAUAAUCGACAUUCCUCGCUUGCCACUGUCUAUGAAGACAAUGACCCAUACCGCAUAGUAAAGAAGAGUCCUCGCAUCGGGUCCAUUUCAGACAAUAGUUCCGAUUUCGAUGCAGUUCAUUCACGCACAGCUUCCGACAGCAGUACUAGUCGACUAUACAGUGGCCAAGUGGAAUUUGGACAAGAUCCUUAUGCCAACUGUAAAAAGAAGUUAAAAUUAAACGAAGAACGAGCCAACUCAUAUUUACCCUAUUCACAUCAUGAACGAGACCCUCGACAACAACAAAGCUGCGAACCAAUGUAUAUAGAAGAAGAAAAUGGAGCACCUGCGUCUACUACUUUAGGCAUGGGAUCUAUUCUGUGCGAUACCAUGAUGGAAUUACCAGCUUCACGCAUCAAGGAAAAGCAAGUGGAUACGACGUUGAGUGAUGACUUUGGUUUAUCUACACAGAAAAGACGUAAACGACGAAGGACAGUGUGUGGUAUGCGAUAUAGGUCUUUAGUCCUCAUUUGUUUAUUAUUUAUUACUACCGUUGUCAUCAUUUGGUAUUUUGUUUGGCCACGUAUCCCUAAUUUAGCACUGGAUGAUGUAGAUAAUUUGGGGACUAUUCAAGUCCUCACCAAUUCAACAAAGAAAUCCAUGUCUACACAGUGGGUGUUAAAUAUGACGGCAGAUAAUACAGCUAAUUGGGUCCCCACUCGUAUAAAUGCCAUUGAUAUCAUCAUUACCGAUGAUAAAACAAAGGAGUCGUUUGGCACAGGCAGUUCGGGAUGGCUUGUUUUACCGCCCAAAAAGAAAACAAUGAUACCUGUCUUUAUCGAUAUCUAUUACGAGACCUAUAAUGUCAAUGAUACCACUUUUCAAGACCUGUAUAAUGCUUGUGGAGUACAAGUCAAUUCUAAUGCUCCCUUUGAAUCUAAACAAGGUGUUUUGAAUGUCACUUUAUCCGUCACCUAUCAUAUCUCUGGCAUUGUUUGGCCAACCACCAAACAAAUGCACAUUGAUAGUCUCAUCUGUCCUACAAGCUGAUCAUAUAAAAAUACUUCUAUACCCAUCCAUCCCAUCUCAAUAAAAUUCUAUUAAUAGCCUCUCUCUCUCUCUCUCUCUCUCUGUCUCUGUCUCUCU
Messenger RNA from Mucor mucedo, 1271 nucleotides. RefSeq lists its product as uncharacterized. The coding region runs from base 123 to 1175 and encodes 350 amino acids. NCBI's taxonomy places the organism in Eukaryota, Fungi, Mucoromycota, Mucoromycetes, Mucorales, Mucoraceae. The transcript has 2 exons. The record is from RefSeq and is a predicted model, not a curated record.